CACCCGCCUCCGCGCGCCCACGCCGCACCUUGCGGGAGCAGCGGGAACGCUGAGCUGUGGCCGCGAGCGGGUACCCGGAGGCCCGCGGCGAUGAAGAUCUGGAGCUCGGAGCACGUGUUCGGCCACCCCUGGGACACGGUCAUCAAGGCUGCCAUGCGCAAGUACCCGAACCCCAUGAACCCCUGCGUGGUGGGCGUGGACGUGCUGGAGCGGAGCGUGGACGGCCACGGCCGACUGCACAGCCACCGGCUUCUCAGCACCGAGUGGGGCCUGCCCGGCUUCCUGAGAGCGAUUUUGGGGACCAGCAGGACUUUGACGUACAUCAAAGAACAUUCUGUCGUGGAUCCAGUGGAAAAGAAAAUGGAACUCUGUUCCACCAAUAUCACACUUACAAACUUGGUGUCUGUGAAUGAGAGACUGGUCUACACACCCCACCCGGAGAACCCAGAAAUGACCAAGCUCACGCAGGAAGCCAUCAUCACUGUGACUGGGAUCAGCCUCGGUAGCUAUCUGGAAAGUCUCAUGGCCAGCACGAUAUCGUCCAAUGCAAAGAAGGGUCGCGAGGCCUUGGAGUGGGUGAUCGGCCGCCUCAACGUGGAGCUGGAGGGCCUCGCCGUCCCGGCCUGCACCAGAGUCUGAUGUCCAGCACCAGGGAUGUGGAUCCUUAGGAGGCCAAGUCACGGGAGUUGUCACCUGUCCCCUAACCCCGCUUGUGGGGACUCCCCGCACAGUGCUCUGCUCUUGGUUUGUCACAAGGAGCAUUCCUGAUUAGUGCAUGUUGCUGGGAAGGAGUCAUUUU
This is a messenger RNA of Sorex fumeus (smoky shrew), 799 nucleotides long. RefSeq names its product PRELI domain containing 3A (gene PRELID3A). Gene Ontology annotation, cellular component: mitochondrial intermembrane space. Lineage: Eukaryota; Metazoa; Chordata; Mammalia; Eulipotyphla; Soricidae. Bases 91 to 639 code for a protein of 182 amino acids. The transcript is spliced from 6 exons. Gene Ontology annotation, molecular function: phosphatidic acid transfer activity. The record is from RefSeq and is a predicted model, not a curated record. Gene Ontology annotation, biological process: phospholipid transport.